Messenger RNA from Aaosphaeria arxii CBS 175.79, 985 nucleotides. RefSeq lists its product as uncharacterized. The record is from RefSeq and is a predicted model, not a curated record. The coding region runs from base 231 to 908 and encodes 225 amino acids. Lineage: Eukaryota; Fungi; Ascomycota; Dothideomycetes; Pleosporales. The transcript has a single exon.
UCCCACCACUGGCAGAACUACAAAGACUCCCCAUCACUACCGCUACAUUCGUCUUUCCCUCCAGUGCUUCGAAAUCAACAAUCCUUGCAUCAGCCGGCCAAGAGCCGGACACGCAGAAGAAGACUCUCCAAGGAAGCAUCACCUUCGUUAAGGUAGAGCCCAGUGCCAAACCGACACUCCCCGUCCGCCGCUCAUCACGAUUCCGAUCCAUCAAGGACUUCAUAGCCGCCAUGCCUUCCUUCGUCCGGAGCUCCAGGUCCUACUCGUACCCUCCCUGCAUCGACGCUGUCGAGUUCGAGAGGUCCCAAGCCGCCGACCUCCCAGACAUCGACGAGAACCCAUUCGCCCACUUCCUGACCCCCGUCCAGGAGGAAGACGACCCCUUUGAUGCCCUCGCCCUCAACGCGGGCAUCAUCGUCCCGGACGGACCUCGCACUUCCAAGUCCUCCAAGUUCAGGUCCAGCGUCGCGGACAAGUGGGCCCGCUACGUCAGGCAGAGCCAACCCCAACUGCACGACCGCUACCACGAAGCCAUUGAAGAGGAGGACGAGGAAGAGUCGUUCAUGCACCUCGACGACCACCGUCUGCUCGACACCCCCCAGACGGUGUCCCAGCUUACCGGACCCCCUUCACCGAGAUCCCUUCUCGCGGAGCCCACACGAGGACGCGCCCAGGAGCUCGUCGCCCGCAAAGGGCGCAGCCGUCGACGCUACUCACGCACUCUCUCUGGUCAUCGCCAUUCAUGGAGGGAACCUAGUCCCGACCUCUUCACAGUGGACGAGUCGGAGGAAGACGACAUGCCGGUGUCCCGACGGAGCAAGAGCAGAGUGAAGAAGACCAAGGACGGCAUGGAGCAGCGCCGGAGGUCGCGGUCGAGGGUUGAGAUUGUCGAGAGGUCGAGGUUGUGAACACGCAUGAGCAUCAUCAGAUCACGUACACGCAUACACACACACACCAUCACCAUACAUUAGAAAGGUUGGAGGUU